This is a messenger RNA of Zeugodacus cucurbitae (melon fly), 3968 nucleotides long. It is a transcript of the gene tun, whose product is annotated as protein N-terminal glutamine amidohydrolase. Gene Ontology annotation, molecular function: protein-N-terminal glutamine amidohydrolase activity; protein-N-terminal asparagine amidohydrolase activity. Gene Ontology annotation, cellular component: cytosol; nucleus. The record is from RefSeq and is a predicted model, not a curated record. Lineage: Eukaryota; Metazoa; Arthropoda; Insecta; Diptera; Tephritidae. Bases 2582 to 3202 code for a protein of 206 amino acids. The transcript has 6 exons.
GCUAGGCAUCAGCUGUUUAUGGUAGUUUGUUAUUAAACGUUAAAUGUGAACAAGUGCGACGUGAUUCUCCAGUGAAAUAACAUACGUGAAAUUAAAAUAUUAUUGAAAAUCAAAUAAGAAAGAGCUCUUUCUCACGGGUCAACACCUGUUGCGGCAAUUCUUAGUUUAUAGGGAGGAGGCGAAUUUGACAUUUUAUAAUUAAUUUUUUGUGUGUAAUUUUCAAACACAUAUAGAAAUAUGCAUAAUACAAUUAAAAUAUGUUAGAAAAUAGAGAAUAACGAUAAAAUUAGUUAAUGAAAUAUAUUUUUUGUUUGGAAACGAUGCGUACAGUUCAGAAAAUAAUAUGAAAAAUAAUGAACACGAACACACGAACUGAGUUGUCGAACACAAAUUGCUCGUGUGAACGCAAUGGGCGACAGUAAAAGAGAAUCGCUCGAGAAUUUGCAACAGGAGUUGUCCAGUGUGAAAUCGCACAAACCGAACUUUGUAGGGAUGAGACACACGUAACGGGUAAAGUUACGCAUACGUGAAGUGUUCGUGCGCUCACUGGAAUAUUGUCAUGGUGAUGUGCCAACGCAGGCAAAUUACGAGUACGACAAGAGAGUGCGAUUAUUGCGCAAAUCGGAGUAAUACUCAUUUGAAGUUACGAUACUGCGGUAGUGGACUCGCGUUACGAAGACAACUGACUGAGUUGAUGUAGAACCGGGAACGCGUACACAUGUACUCUCGCAACGAUGCGUUGCAGCUUAAAGUAGAGAGCAAGAGGAUAAUAAAUAAAUAAUAACCAUAAUCAUAAUAAACAUAAUAAAAAGUAUGAAAGUGCGCUCUAUGAGUUGAAUAAGAGGAAGCGAAAGUAACGCAUGUAAAUCUAAUGUAAGCAUAAAAAGUGAAAAGUAAGUGGUAAAGUGUAAUAAGUAACUUUACGCAGCUUCUAGAGCAGCCAAAUAGCGAAAGUACUGUGAAAUACAGUUUAUACAGCGAGAAUAUCCGUAAUCCAGUUGGUGCAGUGACCCGCAAAAUUAUGUAGAAAAGUAGUGACAAAUCAUAAAAGAAUUGUGAAAAAACGAAAGGGAGUGUAAUAAAAUUUUGUAAUUGCAGAAAUUCGCUUGAAUGAGACAGGUGCCUUUGCCGUUGAAACGGAGCUGCACACAAGCUUAAAUGCAUAUAUUCGAAUACAAAAAUUUAACUCGCUGAGUGGAAGGCAAAAUUCUAAGCGAAACGAGAAGUGCUGAAAUUGCAAAACAAAUCUAGUAAAACGGCUAUAAAGCGAAAGCAACAAGAGUGGAUAUAGAACAGCUACAGACGCAAGCAGCGUAGCUCUUUAAUUAAGGCUGGUAAUCUUCGUCGCAUACUCGCGCACUUGCCAAACAAAUAUUUUCACUUAAAAGCCACACACAAUCAUCUGCAAAUACAUAUAUGCAUGUAUAACAUCUACGCGCACUUAAGGCGAGUGGAGUGUAUCAGCUUUUAGGCGCAGCCACCAAGAAUAACAAACAUUGCAGGCGUUGAAACAGCACGGAGUAAAGGAAGUAGGAGAAUUUCCAGCAUCAACGCUAAAAAACGUUUCCGCACGCUGUUGUUGUUGUAACAACCGACUGGAGACGACAGCUUAUUGGCACAGUUUAAAGCAUCCAGAGGCGGCUGAGACAGCCGUGUGCCAAGUAGGCAUUGACUUUGCGAGACAGCAGCAAACCUUGCGGCAUGUUGUAAGCAUACGUGAUAUCGAUACACCCAGCAAUAACCGAAGUAAAUGCAGUAAAGUUGAAGGAUUUUUGGUGCUGAGUAAACACACAUACAUACUCUUGGCAGUGACUAUAGAGUAGUCGCUAGUCGCUGCUACAAUAGUUGUAUUAAAGCCGAUACCGAGUGCAGCAGCAUUGUGCAAAUACACCCACUUACAUAUGUACAUAUAUGUGUGUGUAAAUACAUUUUAAAUCUGACGUGUUUCAGUUGCAUACUUCACCAAAGUGAGUGUGUUUGUGUGUGCGAACGGCACUCGUACGAGUUGCAACACCGUUGACGCCGCUUUGAACUUCGACAAGCUUCAACGCUGUACAGCCAACAAGGUCCUGUGGCGUGCCGUUCUACGACAGUUGCCAAUUAGUUGCCUGCCGGUGCAAGCGUAUAAAAUUUUGGUGAAACUGGCGCUUGAUUAUAGUAAUUAUGAAAUUAUUUAAACGUAAAUUAUUUAAUUAAAUUUGCCGUUAGUUUAACCAAAUCACUGUGAGUUGUGUUAAUACUGAAAGUGCUGUCUGUUGCUUGUCGUACGUGUAAAAUUUGAUUUGUGAAUUAUAAAAUAAAAAAAAUAAAUAAAAAAUAAAAACGUUACGUAAACGAGCCGGAUAAUCGCUAUAGACUGCAACGCAUUCAAUAUUGCCGCAUACACAAGUCGCAAAUCUACCGUUAUUGCCGCCACAAACCACAAUUCGGUCGGUGGCUGACCUACUGCGUUCGCCUGCACCCAAACAACUACCACAACAAAUAAACAAAAGCAACACAAUCGACCGCCGCCGAGAACUCGUUCAAAGGCGCCUGACAUCAUCUGCCGCGUCGUACCCAACGUCCGCAGCAUCGUCUCAAGAUGACCACAGAUUUGUUGUUCCCGAAAAUUUCGGAUUGCUCAUACGUCUCGUGUUACUGCGAGGAGAAUGUUUGGAAACUUUGUGAACAAGUGAAGAAAACACGCUUCGAUGAACUUUCCAAGUGCUACGCGGUGUUCGUGUCAAAUGAGGGGCGUACGGUGCCGCUAUGGCGCCAAAAAGCAGGACGUGGCGAUGAUCAGGUCGUGAUAUGGGAUUACCACGUCUUCUUUAUGCACAAUCCAUCACCCAAUCGGUGCUUGGUGUUUGACUUGGACACGACGCUACCUUUUCCCACAUAUUUUCACAAGUACGUAACAGAAACGUUUCGCUCGGAUCUUGCGCUGAGACCGGAACAUCAUAGGUACUUCAGAGUCAUACCUGCAGAAACAUAUCUAAGUGAAUUCUCUUCCGACCGGCGCCACAUGCGAAGGCCAGAUGGCAGUUGGAUAAAGCCACCGCCGUCAUACCCGCCCAUACAGUCAAGCAGCAAUGCGCAUAGCUUGGGCGACUUUAUCUGUAUGAAUGCGGGUAAAGGGCCCGGCACCGUGUACAGCCUCUCGGAAUUCGUGCAGAACUUCUACAAGGCGCCGAAUGUGGUGGCGCAGCAGAACAACAAAUAAUAUCAGCAGUGCUGAGCAGCUAUCAAUGAAGUGCCAGUUAAGUUAACGAGCCGACAGUAACGCCAAAACGCCGCAUGUGCACUUGUAGUGGAAAAAUAAAAAAACGAAAGAGUUGCAACUGGAUCAGAUGUUUACGCUUAGAUGAAUUAUUUAAUAGCAAUAGGGAGGGCAUUGAGGGUCUGCCAAGGUUUUACCAGCGGCAUUGAGGUGUUAAAGGUCAAAUCAAUAACAACAACAACGGCAGGAUAUAUACCAAUAAAUAGAGUAGCAUGAAUAAGUUAUCGCUAGUUUGCGAAGUCAGCUCAACCGGCCAUCAAGGUAACCAUAUUAUUGUCAGCAGAAAUUGUCGUCAAUGUUGCACUCAAAUUGCUCACUUGCACUCGACGAACUUAUGGCGUUCAGGCCAUGCUGCAAAUGCCACUUAAUUUGCAUACAAUACAAAAACACCUUUAGAUUUAGCCGAGCACAGUUGUUAAGCUUUUACGACUCUAGGAACCAUCAACAAGCAUCGAUUUGGCCUUUCGAUUCCUUUCGACAGCCGAUACUUCUAUUAUUCGCAGUAGGUACAUAAGCACUCCCACCGCCGACCCUUGCAGCUCGCAACUCCAAAAUGCUUUGCCAGCAUUCCGUAAUAAAUACUUGGCAAGUAUGCGCUAUGCCGAUGAAUAUUCCAACUUUUAUGCAUGAUAUUCUAUACGUUGUUGUUGUUGUUAGUUGGUUGGCCGUAUUUAUAACCAAGCAUCAUUGCUCAUUGCUGGAAUUGUGA